Molecule: messenger RNA, 986 nt
Organism: Planococcus citri (citrus mealybug)
Lineage: Eukaryota; Metazoa; Arthropoda; Insecta; Hemiptera; Pseudococcidae
Exons: 4
Coding region: 140-829 (229 amino acids)
Source: RefSeq, a predicted model, not a curated record
UGAUGAAAUAUUCUUUUUGAAUUUCAUCACUCCCUAGUCAAUCAUGACGAUGGAUAUAAUAAUUUGACUAUUGCAUUUUUGUUUAGAGUCUUCUCUCGUAUUAUUAUUUUACCUACUUGACUUUUCGUAAUACUGUAUCAUGAUCUCAAAUAGAGUUGUUGCUGCGAUGGGAUCUUCCUCAUGUAUUCGUUUUUUAAGCAACAGUCAAGGAGUCUUCUAUUGUAAGAAGACUGAAACUGAUAAUGGCAAACAAACGAAUACAGAAGGUGAAAAUGGUAAUGGAGAAAAGAUUGACGAGCGUAAGGAAGAGUUUCAAGCUUUGUUGAAAGAAGUCGAUUCCGUAAAAAUUCGAAGUGAAUUGAAAGGACGUAUAUUUUGUCUCAUUGAAAGCCUGUCUGAAGAGAGAAAAAAUCACCUAUUAGCACUCGAACGAGCUACCAAAGCUGAAUCAGACAGAAAUAUUCUGUCGGCUGCAUUGUUACCCUACUACGCAAUUGUAAGAACCAGAGGCCGCGUAGAAUACUGGGAAACAAUAUUUGGCUCAAAAUACACACAUCCCACGCCGGUUUCAUCAGAAUUGGAAGCCAACCCGAUAGCAUCGUACGAGUUUCACUCGAUGAAAUGGCAGUGGAUUUGGGAGAAUUGCGAAGACCCACGAUUCGCGAAAAUUAAAGACGCAGCCAUCGUAGAAUUCAACAACGAUACGAUUUUAGCCAAACAACAACUGAGCACAUCAUUCGCUAGGCUGCAGAUGCUCUUAGGUACAUUCGGUUCCGUAUUCGUGCCUGAAAGGUCUCUGGCAAGGAAGUCAGCGUUGACUCGAUGUUAGACGCUUUAGCAGAUAUCCAAGAGUUUGAUACUGUUAUACUAAAAUGUGCCAAAUUAGCGUGGCUAUAAUUAGGUGCAUAUUUAUACGAUUGUCAAUUCGAUCUCUGUUUGUUAUCGUUAUUAAAAAAAUGCUGUUCAAUAAAUUUAAUUUGGGUAUC